Messenger RNA from Trematosphaeria pertusa, 627 nucleotides. RefSeq lists its product as uncharacterized. The transcript has 2 exons. The coding region runs from base 1 to 627 and encodes 208 amino acids. NCBI's taxonomy places the organism in Eukaryota, Fungi, Ascomycota, Dothideomycetes, Pleosporales, Trematosphaeriaceae. The record is from RefSeq and is a predicted model, not a curated record.
AUGACACUGUCUCAGACUCGGGCUUGGGCAGCUAUCGCGACGCUGCUGCUGCCCCGGGGGAUGCCCGCCAUCGUCUGCCCGCCAUGGCAGCAGCGAUGUCGCGCGAUGCGGCGAAGAACUGGCCGUCUUGUGAUGCGGCGGCUGCCGAUGCCAAAGGAUGAGGGUCGAAUGUUGCUUUCAGCGCAGGCAGCUGAGGACGAGCGAGGCCGGCGAUGUGGAGGCGAUGCAGUCAUCUGUCAUCCCCCUGUCACCAGCCACAGGUCCCUCGAGCCAGGCACGAAACGGAAAGUCUUCAUCAGCGCCCAAUGCCCGACGAUAGUGGCCGUAUUGGCGGAUGAGACGGUGGGCUCGGGCCUGUCCAUUCGCUGGUGGGGCCUCGAGAUGCAGCGGGCGCUAGGGAUCGCACCGCAUCGGCCUGCGCUCUCGAGCAAAGACUCACCGUUCGCAGAGUUGCCUGGAGCGCCGGCCGAAACCGGGCGACUCGACGUGAGGAUCCAACCACCAUAUCGCAGCACGCCCACGGCCCAUGGCCAGACACAAGCCUCUGUCAUCAGCGCCCUCUCUGUCGAAGCGCGAGGAACCUUCUUCCUGCUCGCGCCGGCCCGUAUCCGCGUGCCCAAUGGCUGA